Molecule: messenger RNA, 5482 nt
Organism: Drosophila elegans
Lineage: Eukaryota; Metazoa; Arthropoda; Insecta; Diptera; Drosophilidae
Gene: kel
Product: ring canal kelch protein
Exons: 5
Molecular function (GO): protein binding
Source: RefSeq, a predicted model, not a curated record
CGGUCACACUGCCCAAAAGUGUACAAUUUUUUCUCCAGCUCGGUUUGUUUUUUUUUCGCUCGUCUGGUCAAGUAACCUCCGAUUUCCGAUCCGAUUUCGAUUCGAUCCGUUUUCGGAUGAUAGCUCUGAGCGCGCUGCUAACCAAAUACACGAUCGGUAUUAUGAGCAACCUAAGCAAUGGCAGCAACAACAACAAUCAGCAACAGCAGCAGCAACAACAGCAACAACAACAGCAGCAGGGCAAUGAUGGUGCUGCUGCUGCUGGUGGAGGAGGAGGAGGAGGGGGAGCGGAAUUUGUGGCGCCACCGCCCGGAUUAGGUGCCGCUGUGGGCGUGGCAGCCAUGCAACAGCGACAACGCCUGCUGCAGCAACAACACCAACAGCAGCAGCAGCAACAACACCACCAGAAUCCUGCCGCCGAAGGAAGUGGACUGGAACGCGGCAGCUGUCUGCUGCGAUACGCCAGCCAAAAUUCCCUGGACGAGAGCUCCCAGAAACACGUUCAGCGUCCAAAUGGCAAGGAACGCGGCACAGUGGGACAGUACAGCAAUGAUCAGCACACGGCGCGAUCCUUCGACGCCAUGAACGAGAUGCGCAAACAAAAACAGCUCUGCGAUGUGAUAUUAGUGGCCGAUGAUGUGGAGAUCCACGCCCACCGCAUGGUGCUGGCCUCCUGCAGUCCGUACUUCUAUGCGAUGUUCACCAGCUUCGAGGAGUCGCGCCAGGCGAGGAUCACGCUCCAGAGUGUGGAUGCCAGAGCCCUGGAGCUGCUCAUCGACUACGUCUACACGGCCACCGUAGAGGUGAACGAGGACAAUGUGCAGGUCCUCCUGACGGCCGCCAAUCUGCUGCAGCUCACGGAUGUUCGCGACGCCUGCUGCGACUUCCUGCAAACCCAGUUGGACGCCAGCAAUUGCCUGGGCAUCCGGGAGUUCGCCGAUCUUCAUGCCUGCGUGGAGCUACUCAACUACGCAGAGACUUACAUCGAGCAGCAUUUCAACGAGGUGAUCCAGUUCGAUGAGUUUCUGAACCUCUCGCACGAGCAGGUCAUCAGCCUGAUUGGCAACGACCGGAUCUCGGUGCCCAACGAGGAGCGCGUCUACGAGUGCGUGAUUGCCUGGCUGCGCUACGACGUCCCGAUGCGGGAGCAGUUCACCUCACUGCUCAUGGAGCACGUGCGCCUGCCCUUCCUCUCCAAGGAGUACAUCACCCAGCGCGUGGACAAGGAGCUCCUCCUCGAGGGCAACAUCGUGUGCAAGAACCUGAUCAUUGAGGCGCUGACCUACCACCUGCUGCCCACGGAGACAAAGUCCGCCAGGACAGUGCCCCGGAAGCCGGUGGGCAUGCCCAAGAUUCUGCUCGUGAUCGGGGGCCAAGCACCCAAGGCCAUUCGCUCCGUGGAGUGGUAUGAUCUGCGCGAGGAGAAGUGGUACCAGGCGGCCGAGAUGCCCAACCGCCGAUGCCGCUCCGGCUUGAGUGUGCUGGGCGACAAGGUGUACGCCGUCGGCGGCUUCAAUGGUUCGCUGCGCGUCCGCACUGUGGAUGUCUACGACCCGGCCACCGAUCAGUGGGCCAACUGCAGCAACAUGGAGGCCAGGCGAUCCACUCUGGGAGUGGCUGUCCUAAAUGGCUGCAUCUUCGCUGUGGGCGGAUUCGAUGGCACCACGGGGCUGUCGAGUGCGGAGAUGUAUGAUCCCAAGACUGACAUCUGGCGGUUCAUCGCCUCCAUGUCCACGCGACGCAGUUCCGUUGGCGUGGGCGUCGUCCAUGGGCUGCUCUACGCCGUGGGCGGCUACGAUGGCUUCACCCGCCAGUGCUUGUCCUCGGUGGAGCGCUACAAUCCGGACACGGACACCUGGGUGGCAGUGUCGGAGAUGAACUCGCGGCGAAGUGGCGCCGGCGUGGGAGUGCUGAACAACAUCCUGUAUGCCGUGGGCGGACACGACGGGCCGCUGGUGCGGAGAUCCGUGGAGGCCUACGACUGCGAGACGAACUCGUGGCGUUCGGUGGCCGAAAUGUCGUACUGCCGGCGAAAUGCGGGCGUGGUGGCUCACGAUGGCCUGCUCUAUGUGGUGGGUGGCGACGAUGGCACCUCGAAUCUCGCCUCCGUGGAGGUCUACUGCCCGGACUCGGACAGCUGGAGGAUACUGCCCGCACUGAUGACCAUCGGACGCAGCUAUGCGGGCGUGUGUAUGAUCGAUAAGCCCAUGUGAAUGGAAGAGCAGGGUGCAUUGGCCCGCCAAGCUGCUUCGCUGGCCAUCGCACUGCUGGAUGAUGAGAACAGCCAGGCGGAGGGCACGAUGGAGGGCGCCAUUGGUGGUGCCAUCUACGGCAAUCUGGCGCCGGUCGGAGCGGCUGCUGCGGUCGCUGCUCCAGCGGUUGCGCCAGCUCAAGCUCUCCAACCGAAUCAUCCGCACUACGAGAACAUCUAUGCGCCCAUUGGCCAGCCCAGCAACAACAACGGCAACAAUAGCAGUAGUAGCAACAACAACAAUCAAGUUGCCGCCGUGGCCAAUGCCAAUGCCCCUGCAAAUGCCGAUGAGAAUCAGCAGCAACAAUUACCACCACCAGCGCCAACUGAAGCCAAUGCCAAUAACAAUCCACAGCCACUAAUAGCACCAGCACCAUCACCACAACAACAACAACAGCAACAACAGCAACAACAGCAGCAACAACAACAAGCACAGCCACAACAACAACAACAACAACAACCUCAACGCAUACUGCCCAUGAAUAACUAUAGAAAUGAUUUGUAUGAUCGAUCUGCAGCGGGAGGAAUCCUAGGAUCGAGUAGCUCUGCAGCCGCUUAUGAUGUUCCAAGAGCCGUGAGAUCGGGCCUCGGAUAUAGGCGAAACUUUCGCAUAGACAUGCAAAAUGGAAAUCGCUGUGGCAACGGAAUUCGCUGCACUCCCCUGUACACGAACAGUCGCUCCAACUGUCAACGGCAGCGCAGCUUUGACGACACGGAGUCCACCGAUGGCUACAAUCUGCCCUACGCCGGAGCGGGAACAAUGCGGUACGAGAACAUCUACGAGCAGAUCCGGGACGAGCCGCUCUAUCGCACCUCCGCUGCCAGUCGCGUGCCGCUGUACACACGCCUCGAUGUUUUGGGCCAUGGAAUCGGACGGAUUGAGAGACACCUGAGCUCCUCCUGCGGCAACAUCGAUCACUACAAUCUCGGCGGACACUACGCUGUGCUGGGGCACUCGCACUUCGGCACAGUGGGUCACAUUCGACUGAACGCCAGUGGAGCGGGCGGAGCAGCAGCUGGCGCAGCGGGCAGUGGCACCUGCAAUGUGCCCAAUUGUCAGGCGUACAUGGGAGGCGCCAGUUCGUCCGUGCCCGUGGAGUACGCCAAUGUGAAGGUGCCUGUGAAGAACAGUGCCUCCAGCUUCUUCAGCUGCCUGCAUGGCGAAAACUCGCAGAGCAUGACCAACAUUUACAAGACUUCUGGAGCAGCAGCGGCCGCCAUGGCUGCCCACAACUCCCCCUUGACGCCAAACGUGUCCAUGGAGCGAGCCACUCGAUCCGCUUCCGCCGGUGCCGCUGGAGCAUCUGGAGCAGCUCUUGAAGACCAUUCCCCGGCGGAUAAUGUUCCCAGCUCAUCGAUUGGCAUUGCCAAUCGCACCACUGGCGCCAUUCCAAAGGUGAAAGCAGCCAGCAAGGCAGUCAAGGAGUCGACAGGAUCCUCCACAGCUGCAUCGCCGGUUUUGGAUAAAAGCACAUCCACUGGUGCGGGAAAAAGCGUAACUUUGGCCAAGAAAACUUCCACGGCAGCAGCACGUUCGAGUUCUUCCGGAGAUGCCAAUGGCAAUGGCAAUGGCACGCUGAAUCGCAUCUCCAAGUCCAGUUUGCAAUGGCUACUGGUCAACAAGUGGCUUCCUCUGUGGAUUGGCCAAGGACCCGAUUGCAAGGUGAUCGACUUCAACUUCAUGUUUUCCCGCGACUGCGUGAGCUGCGACACCGCUUCGGUGGCCAGCCAGAUGUCCAAUCCCUACGGAACUCCUCGCUUGAGUGGUCUUCCCCAGGACAUGGUGCGAUUCCAGAGCUCGUGCGCCGGAGCUUGUGCGGCAGCCGGAGCAUCCUCCACCAUUCGCAGGGACACCAAUGCCUCGGCUCGCCCGCUGCACAGCACUCUGAGUCGCCUGCGGAACGGAGCGGAGAGAAGGAAUCCCAGCAGGGUGGCUGGCAACUACCAGUACGAGGAUCCCUCAUACGAGAAUGUGCACGUGCAGUGGCAGAAUGGCUUCGAGUUCGGCAGGUCGCGGGACUACGAUCCGAAUCCCACCUACCAUCAGCAGCGACCCAUGUUGCAAAGGGCCCGGUCGGAGAGUCCCACGUUCAGCAACCAGCAGAGGCGUCUGCAGCGCCAAGCAGCCCAGGCCCAACAGCAGGCGCAGCAGGCGAAGCCGCCCGGAUCUCCAGAUCCGUUCAAGAACUACAAACUGAAUGCGGACAACAACAGUUUCAGGCCGAAGCCAUCGGCUGGCGAGGAACUCGAGGGCGCUGUGGGUGGAGCAGCAGCUGAGCUGGCUCCUCCAGAACUGGACAGCGAGCCCGCCGAUCCUGUGAGCUUGAGUGAUAAUGAGACUGAGACGGCCAGCAGUCAAAACAACCCUCCAGGCGGCAAUGUGAAUGAGCACAACGAUUAGAAACGGAUAAAAUAUGUUGGUUCUGGCAGAGCAGCGUUCUGUGUUUAAAUUUCAGUCAUUCUCUGAUUUAAAAGUUGUUCGAUUUUAUAUGUAACACAAGAACUGGGUUUUUUAUAGUUUUUAGAACCAAAAGUGAUACCAGUUUAUAUAAUAGUAAACAAGUAUGAGUAUUUAAUAACAAAUUCGCAGAGGGCACGUAAUUUUUUAUAAAGCUUAAAACCUAAGAGAACUUUAACGCUUUUGAUCAACCAACGCUGCUCUUCAAAAUUGGAUCUCACAAAUUAAUAACAGACCAAAAGAAAUUCGAGCAAAUUAAAAUUACAUUUUAAAAGCAAAAAAACUAAGAAAAAUUGUAGAAUUUGAUAUAACUGUAGAAAUCAGCCAAAGCUCAAGAUCGAAUAUUAUGUUGCAUACCGUAGUUGUAGUUCAAAACAGAAUUUUUGUGUGUCAUGUCAAGUAAAAGUUAUUCCUAAGAGCCAUAUCAUAUCCGUUGUAAGGCAUACCCAUAAGCAAUAUGCAUUUGAUAUGAUAGUUUCCCAUUUAUUUUCCACUGCCCACUCCAAAUUCCUUUAUAUAUUGGCAUUUUUCUUAUGCACUUGCUUAGUUUGAGUACGUUAAGUUAGGGCUUUGCAUCGAUACAAUAAUAUUUAGAUUAAUAUUGUAAAAGCUCUCCAUUAUCGUUUAAGUCAAUUAGAGUUACAGGUAUUAUUUACAUGCAUAUAUAAACAAGAAAAGGCAUAUACAAUACUCCAUAACCGGUACAUAAAUAUAUAAUCAUACUUACAUGUGUAUUGAGUUUAACUAAUUCAUAAUAAAAUAGUUCAACGAAA